Molecule: messenger RNA, 3181 nt
Organism: Anopheles stephensi (Asian malaria mosquito)
Lineage: Eukaryota; Metazoa; Arthropoda; Insecta; Diptera; Culicidae
Gene: NfI
Product: nuclear factor 1
Exons: 8
Coding region: 1744-2706 (320 amino acids)
Biological process (GO): regulation of transcription by RNA polymerase II; transforming growth factor beta receptor signaling pathway
Cellular component (GO): nucleus
Molecular function (GO): RNA polymerase II cis-regulatory region sequence-specific DNA binding; DNA-binding transcription factor activity, RNA polymerase II-specific
Source: RefSeq, a predicted model, not a curated record
CCCCUCCGCCCCCCCCCCCCCCCUUCGUCUACACCAUCCUUCCUCACACACAUAUAGACCGAGCUCCGUGUCUUUGCCACCCUGUCGCUCGCACUAUCGCUCUCUCUCUCUCGCGCUCACUCUCUCUGUGUAGAUCUUCCCCACAACACUAGUCCCUCCCCCACCCGACUAGCACCCCUAUUGCUCCACAAAACAAUUACGGCGGCUACCCCUUUAGUGUUCCUUCCUUCCCAGUCCUAUACAGACACACACACACACAGACACACGGUACGCGCUCUCGAGGGAGGCACACACUCGGGACAGCGAAAAACGUUACGCACCCGGUAGGUUGCAGUUGCAGAAGCCGCGCCGCCCAAGCACAGGACCUGAGUCGCGCGAGUGUGUGUACAGUGACCGAAGCGAACUGUCCGCGACGUCGUCGUCGUCGGACGAGCCACCGCCGAGCGCCGACGGACGGGUUUGUGGCUUGCAGGGCAAACAUCGAAUGCAGUUGCAUGCGUCGCUUCCGGAGGACGGUGGCGCGAUCACGAGAGCAGCAGCCGCAGCAUCAGCAACCACUUACCGCAGGGCUGGACAAUCUGAGCGCGAUUGGCCCCACCAGGGCUUGAGGAGGGCCGUGUAGUCUGUGCUAGGAGACAGGGAACUGACCGUUGUUGUUAUUGUUGUUGUUGCUGUUGUUAUUGUUGGUGGUGGUGAAAGACGCGACGAGUGUGUGUGUGUGUGUGUGUGUGUGUGAUAGAGCGACGCCUUACUGCGUCCUCCAAAGGUGCUCCAAGGCAGUGUCCAAAAACGUCCCGGAGGUCGUACGAAUCGUGUCGGCGAGGUAGUAAACGCGCGCGCUGCAACGCGCAGGUGGUGGUGCGACGGAAAACCUGACCUCGGUCCGUAGUUCUUCGUUCCCUCUCUUCCCCUCUCUUCAGCUCACCCACAAGCCCUCACACACCCGUACGAAGCAAAAAAAAAACAACACACACACACAAAAACUCCAACUCGUCCUUUUCCAAGGGUGUCAUAAGUGUGGGAAGGGACUUUUUCAAAGCUGCUGUCCAAGUGUGUCUGAGUGAGUUUAAGUGAGUGUAUGUGUGUUCAAUUUUUGGGCUAAAGCAUCGGGUACAGAUGUAGUAGCGGAUCGAGUCGGCGGCUCCCCUAUCCUUCUUUUUCCUUCCUGCGCGCGUGCCAGUGUCCUGCUCGGUGAUUCACCAAAAAACGGGCGAUGCAUGUUCCUGCCGGCUAUACACCCGACAUCUUCAAACAACUGAACACAAUCAACAUCCCGGAAGGCUUGAAAUACUAGUGUAAUACAAUCGCUUGCGUGCACACCAGAUCAGACCAGACAGCGCGGACCAUAACUGUGCGUCUCUGUGUGUGCGUGUGUGAGUGUCCUUGCACAGAAGAAACCCGAAACACCGGAAGGAGCUCCCGGAAGGUACCUCCAACAACAACGCCCCGGUCCAUGUCCUUGCUGCAGGGCACGGCGAACCGAAGGAUACGGUGCAUCUUCACCAGACGUACAUCCAAGCGGCCUUCGGACGGAGUACGCGACGUUCCCGCGUCCCGGCACCGUUACACUCCCCGCCAGCGCGUCCACACGCUCGUCGGGUCGCUCUACACGUCAUCGGUACGGUGUCUGACCUGGCGCUCGUACAGCGGGGUCAGUUUUCCGCCGCCGCGACCGGGCUGCUGGAUGCAGCCGGAGGGCCGCCCGGCUACGAACCCGACCCAGUCACCGUGGCUAGUCCCGCUAUGCACAGAUCCGCUACGAUGGACUCGAAGGCAACGAUCAACAAGGGCAAUUUUCUCUCACAGCCAGGCGGCAGCGGGAUCAAAAUUUUUGCAAAAAAAAACAAAAAAAAAAACGUGCCACAGAACUAUAAGCAAAAUAUUCGGUGCAUAUCCACGGAACUCAUUGGCUCAUUCCCUGCUGUGUGCCCGGUGUAUGUGUGUGUCUGGGAAGAUUUUCAUCCCUUCAUCGAAGCGCUACUGCCGUACGUCAAGUCGUUCAGCUACACCUGGUUCAAUCUGCAGGCGGCGAAGCGACGCUACCUCAAGAAGCACGAGAAAAAGAUGACCCACAACGAGGAGAACAAGUGCAAACGAGACUUUCAGAACGAAAACCCGGAAACGAAACAGAAAUGGGCCGCCCGGUUGCUGGGCAAGCUGCGCAAGGACAUCACCCACGACAGCCGGGAAAACUUUGUGCACUGCAUUUCGAAGAAGAAAACCUCCAUGUGCAUCCUGUCGAACCCGGACCAGAAGGGCAAGAUGCGGCGGAUAGAUUGUCUGCGCCAGGCGGACAAGGUCUGGCGGCUCGAUCUGGUGAUGGUGAUCCUGUUUAAGGCGAUACCGCUCGAAAGCACCGACGGCGAACGGUUGGAGAAGGCGUGCUUCUGCACCAGCCCGAGCCUCUGCAUCAAUCCGUACCACAUUCAAGUAUUAAUCAAGGAGCUCGACCUCUACCUGGCCAACUUUAUCAAGUGCUUCAGUGAUGAGGAAAAUCAGAGUGAAAAAUCGCACAACAGUUCGCGUAAAUUUUCCAAAACCACCUCCAACAACAAGGUGUUCAGCUACGACUUUAUCGCACCGACCGGUGUGUUCACCUCGUCCGAGCUGUGGAGCAUUACGCAGGGUAGGUUUGUCGUUAACCCUUUCCCACCUCUCUUACCUACCUGCCAAAUAUUCGAACUUAGGCUGUUGAAAUGCUGUUGACGUUCUGUGUACGCUAAGAUGAGCAUAGCGAAACUUGCAUCUGUAUGCGUGUGUUUGUGUGUGGGAUUUUUGGGGAAUGCAUCUCUUUGCAGCUUUUUACUUUCUUCACAGGUUCGAGCCCGACUAGAAUUCCAAUCGUGUUGGAGGAGAACUGUCUGGACAUCACUUCAAGGACCACAAGCAGUGGUCCACAUCAAAAUCUUUAUCACCUUUUAAACAUUUCUAAUUCGGUGCUUUUCUCUUGUCUUUGUUUUCACUGUCUUCCUUCCGGUUUGUUGGUGGAGCUGUUUGGGAACACGACCAGCUUUUCUGGAGAUAUCGUCCAAUCUCGUCUAGUGGACGGGACGGGUCCAGAAAUGUUCCGACGGGUAUAACGUAUUCACUUGGCGGGUACCAAUUUGUUUGUGAUUUCGCACGCACAACACACUUACAACUUAAUAAAAACUGAAAAAUACAUAUACAGCGAUUUAUAGAA